Musca vetustissima is the source of this 1755-nucleotide messenger RNA. RefSeq lists its product as uncharacterized. The coding region runs from base 39 to 1745 and encodes 568 amino acids. The record is from RefSeq and is a predicted model, not a curated record. The transcript has 6 exons. Gene Ontology annotation, cellular component: plasma membrane. Gene Ontology annotation, biological process: actin cytoskeleton organization. NCBI's taxonomy places the organism in Eukaryota, Metazoa, Arthropoda, Insecta, Diptera, Muscidae.
AGCAAUCUCUGUUGGCAGGACGUAUACCGGUAGCCUCAAUGACGGGUCCAAUUAAACGCGGCCUUUUAUGGCAGCAACGUGAUCGUUUGUUUUCACGUUGGAAAGAAAGAUAUUUUGUUUUGACACGUGACUAUCUGCAUUGUUUUAAAAGAGCAUCAGGUUCAGCCAAUGAACGUGCCUCUGACAUGGGACAAUUUAUAUUUAAGGUCAAAUUGGUGGAUGUUGAAAAAGUGGAAUGGUUAAAUCGUCGCUCCUACAGUGCUAUUGGUUUACUAUUGGGACGUGAGGGUAGAGUUUUGUUACGAUGUGAUGAAGGCCUCGAAGAUUGGUUCGAACUACUGGAGGAAUGUACCAUAACCUCCAAGGAACGUCGUCGUGCAUUAAAAAUCGCCCAAGGUCCAAGAUCAAGAGCUUCAUUGGCAGCCCCCGUUUCCCAUGCAUCUCUGCAAUCAAAUCAUUUCGGUUUAGGUGGCACCUAUUCGAGCGCUCUAGAUGAUUGGUUAAUGACCAAUGGUAGUGGCAUGGGCGUCGGACGUGGCCAAAAGCUUGUCACGAACAGUGUGUGUGGUUAUGGUGGUAAUAAUCCAUUCCUGUUUUCGGAUUCAGUACCCGAUUUAAGUGCAUUAAAUAAUGAAAAUCAUAAUCAUAUAAGUGGUAUGUCCACCAAUCACUCAACACCACAAAAGAUACCCUAUUCGGCAGCCGCUGCGGCCAGUGGUGGUAACAACAGCCGCUACUCGAAUGGCUACUCAUCACAGAAUUCAUCGUUUUCGAAUUGUAAUGGCUUGUACGGAUCACCCAGGCGUAUAUUCAUCAACAGCAGUUUCGGAUCGACCCAUAUUGUCGACGAGGAGGCUGAGGACGGUGAAGUUGAGCUAAGACGUCCACGCAUUUUCCGCCAUUUGAGUACGGAAAAUGGUAACGAAUUGGAUCGUGAUUGGUUGUAUCGCAAGCCAAGGGCACCCACAGAUAUGAGACAUUCAGUUCAACCAAUGUUGCCUACCCACAAUAAUUCAAACAACAGCUCGAGUAAACUGAUCACCACAGACUUGGAUUAUUCCGCCCAUGAUAGUGGCCUUGAUACCCCACCCUCUACACAUCGACCGUCCAGUUAUCGUGAAGCCGCACCCAUCAACCAACAUCAAGCCUCUCCCCGUGACUCCACUGAGACAUCAGUCAGUUCAUCCCGUGGCACAAUGCUGAAUUCACCCGGUGGCAGUUUUCGUGCAAAACAUUUGCAACAGGUCAGCAAUUUGAAUCAGGUCAAUGCGUUACACGGCUCACGCUAUAGCGUCCAGGAACGUAUACUGAAAAUCCGCAAUGAAGAGGAUCGUUGUGCCAGCAUUAAGUCAGGCAAUCGUGCCAAUUUAAACACGGAAAUGUAUGAUCCAAAUCAAAAUCGUUACUAUAAGAAUGGUAACCAAUCGCCAGUCACUUCGUUGACCCCACAACAUACCCCCGUAAAGAUGUCACAACAUUUACAUCCUCAAAUGAAUGGUAAUGGGAAUAAUAAUGGCACAUUGAAUGGUAAUAUGCCCAAUGGGUCGGCUAUAUUCCGUGAACGUUAUCAGCAUCCAGCAUUGGCGGCCAUUAUUAAUGAGGCUCAGGGUAUGAAGUUCAGAGAUCGUUCAUAUUCCGAUUGCCAACAGAUGCCGCCAAGGCGUAAUGUCAACAAUAAUCCAUCACCGUUGACCACCAGACGCAAUCAUGUUAAUCCAAUAUUUGGUACACCAACACGGGUAUAGCGCCUAAAGA